UGCCAUUUUAGGGAUGUAUGACAUCGCUUGGUGUUGAAGAUGAGCUCAACUUCAAUGUUUUCUGUCGACAUCUAAUGAAUCUCAGCAACUGAAGUCAUUAUAUGUGUCACCUGGAGAAAGAUGAUAAUGGCAGAUGACAAGGAUGUGCUCCGAGAUGUUUGGUUCGGAAGGAUACCGGCCUGUUUCACACUGUCUCCAGAGGAAACCACAGAGAGAGAGGCAGAACCUUACUAUCUGCUCCUCCCACGGGUCAGUUACUUGAUGCUAGUCACUGAUAAAGUCAAGAAACAUUUUCUCAGAGUCAUGAAGGCAGAAGACGUGGAGGAGAUGUGGUUUGAAUAUGAGGGGACGCCUCUCAAGUGGCACUAUCCCAUUGGCGUGUUGUUUGAUCUUCAUGCUUCAAACACAGCUCUGCCCUGGAAUAUCACAGUGCACUUUAAGAACUUCCCAGAACGCGACUUGCUUCACUGCCCAUCGAACUCUGUGAUAGAAGCGCAUUUCAUGUCAUGCAUUAAAGAGGCAGAUGCACUCAAACACAAAAGCCAAGUUAUCAACGACAUGCAGAAAAAAGACCAUAAACAACUGUGGAUGGGUCUGCAGAACGACGAUGAGUGACAGACCGUUCAUCCAAAAGCUCUUCCGACCAGUGUCUCCUGAGGGCCACACGCUUACGUUGGGAGACCUGCUGAAGGAGCUGUUUCCUGCUGCCAUAUGUGUGGAAGACGAGCCAAAGAGAUUCCAAGUUAUGAUUCACGGCAUUGAACCACUGCUGGAAACACCCAUCCAGUGGUUGAGCGAACACUUGAGCCACCCAGACAACUUUCUCCACAUCAGCAUCAUCCCAGCACCAAGUGACUGAUUCCAGAGGAUCCAGUCGUCUGGUGAUGGAGAAUUAGGGAUAAAAGAUUUGCAGAAACGUUCUGAUGGCACACCGUUUCUUCCCGUUUUCUCAUUCUCAUCCCUGCAGUGGCCUUAUCCGAGCGAUGGUCAUUAAACAUCAGAAUCCUGCGCACUUCACAUGAAGGAGACGCUCUCAAAACUACUUGGUUCAUUUAGAGCUCUCAGAUGGGUCCCGUGUUCUUGCUGCCUUUAAAAUUCUUACAUUCAUACAUUUGCACAAGCUUGAUGUGAUUGUACUCCCACAUUAACUCUUUGACACUCCCGUUCCCACUCUCUAAUUUGUGAGUAUCGUACGCUUAGACUCUCAGAUCUGGUAAUUAUUAGGAGGAAUCCUGAUUGGUGUUUAAUAAGGCCACUAAACUGCUAUACGUACUACACGACUGCCAUGGGGUGUAAAAUGAAGAUGGAUUUUUUUGCAUAAAACCUAAAGCAGGAAUAACGAUGACUUUGGGACUUGAGGGACAAAUAUUGGUGACUUCAUUCACUGGAUUAAAUGUGUCAGUGUCUGGUUUUGGCAGCCGUGUAGGGGGUCACAGCUCAGUGGAGGUGAUGAUGCCGCGAGCUGAUUAGUCACAGUCCCAGACAUAUUUUGGUGGGAUAUAGCACAACUGAAGCUCUCUUUCCCGGACACUGUUAAAGAUAUGGUUUACUUUCUUCUAGGGGGGGGGGUGUUUGGAAUUUUUUUUUUAUUCAUUUAGAGCAAAUAUUUGAUCUUUGAAAUGGGUAUGUAUCGUGUAAAAAGUAAGUCAGAGGCCAUACAAAUACAUGAUCAUAUCACACUGUUUCCAACAAAUUAAUCUUACAGUAUUUUUUCCCCUCAUUUAUUUACAACCUGUAGGCAGACUGGCUGUCUGUGUUUAGGGGGAUGUGGGGACUGUAGAUCAGUGCUGCAGACGACACACAGCUGAGAGUGAUUAUUCGUUUAGAGGAAUCGGUGAGUGUUUUACCCCAGACCGAGACAGAGAGACAGCGGGCAAAACCGCAGAGCUUACGCCACCACCAGGCGACUUCUCGGCAGACUGUUCUUGAGACAGUGCUGUUUGUGUACAAACUUUAAGAUGUUUAGAUCAUUCCUUGUAUGAUUCUGAAUAAUUACAGAAAUAAAGAUGCUGCAACUCCUCACUACUAAUAACACGGUUAAAAUGAUAAUAACAUGGUUCAAAUGUGCAGUUUCUUGCGUUAUUUUAAUUGCGGUGAUUGCUAAACUG
This is a messenger RNA of Sinocyclocheilus rhinocerous, 2108 nucleotides long. RefSeq names its product autophagy protein 5. The transcript is spliced from 7 exons. Gene Ontology annotation, molecular function: Atg8-family ligase activity. Gene Ontology annotation, cellular component: phagophore; mitochondria-associated endoplasmic reticulum membrane contact site; phagophore assembly site membrane. The record is from RefSeq and is a predicted model, not a curated record. Gene Ontology annotation, biological process: autophagy of mitochondrion; piecemeal microautophagy of the nucleus; protein lipidation involved in autophagosome assembly. NCBI's taxonomy places the organism in Eukaryota, Metazoa, Chordata, Actinopteri, Cypriniformes, Cyprinidae. The coding region runs from base 121 to 615 and encodes 164 amino acids.